Anopheles marshallii is the source of this 1692-nucleotide messenger RNA. Its product is annotated as zinc finger protein 660-like. Lineage: Eukaryota; Metazoa; Arthropoda; Insecta; Diptera; Culicidae. Bases 1 to 1692 code for a protein of 563 amino acids. Gene Ontology annotation, molecular function: zinc ion binding. The record is from RefSeq and is a predicted model, not a curated record. Gene Ontology annotation, cellular component: nucleus. The transcript has 4 exons.
AUGUCAAGGCGUCAGCAAACAAGCGCUUAUCCUCGUGUGCAUUGGCGGGACGGCUCGUAUUCGUCAUUAUACAUUUACGGGGGCGUUGUGAUAGCGUCAUCUGAUAUGGAGGAUAUGAUAUUCGGUGAAAUCUGUCGAUGCUGUAUGGCAACCAAGCCCCGCAUGAAACCACUCUUCGACACGAACUUGUUCGCAAUGCUAAACGCCAUCACCGGUCUAAAUGUGCAGGAAAACGAUGGGCUUCCGUCGCAGCUUUGCGUACCGUGCGUGUUACAGAUCCGCCGUUCGCACUUCUUCAAACUGCAAUGCGAAAGCACCGAUACAGCUUUGCGGAGCUAUGUGGUAGAUACGAAACAUAUCGUAGCGGACAAUAGCAGCACACACGCCACAAUUGAAAGACAGGUGAAAACAGAACCCAACUCCUCAUCGAUGGCUGGACAAAAUAGUAACGGAACGGAAGUGGAAACCACCGUAUCCAACAAUGAAAUGCAGUUAAAGAUUUAUUGCCAACAAUGUGCGAAAGAGUUUGGGACGGAGAAACAGCUACGGCGCCACAUGCGAAGACACUUUAUUGAUAAACCGCACGGCUGCAACGAGUGCGGUCUAUCGUUUCUGGAGAAGUGUAAUUUAAACAGGCACAUGCUUAAGCACACCGGCGAACUGCGAGACAGCAACGCGAAGCCGCACUUGUGCAGCGAAUGUGGCAAAUCGUUCAAAUAUGCUACUUCGCUAUCGCGGCACAAAAGAUUCCACGCCCAGCGCAACCUCUUCGACUGUCAGAUCUGUUCGAAAUCGUACGUCGAGCAAAGCUCACUGGAUGUGCACAUUCGAACGCACACGAACGAGCGACCGUUUUUGUGCUCUGUCUGUAACAAGGGUUUCUCCCAAAAGGCCAACCUCGAACGGCACGAGCGAACCCACACUGGUAACUUUCUUCGCGAAAAACCCUACAGCUGCGAUCUGUGCGGUAAAUGUUUUACGCAGAAAAGUUACCUGUGCGUACACAAGCGGAUACAUCUGGAUGAAAAACCAUUCGGCUGCCCGGACUGUACCAUGUGCUUUGUUUCGCGCAACGCACUUUUAAAACACCAGCAGAAACCGUGCUCGAUCAAUCCGCAUCGGUGUAACAUAUGCAAGAAAACGUUCCGAUACAAAAGUAAGCUUCGUUUGCAUAAGCGUACCGAGCAUAUGAAAAACAGAACUCUUCAAUGUCCGGUUUGUGAGAUUAAGUUUAAGCAAGCGACACAGCUAACUGUACACAUAAAGAUGAACCAUGCAGGUGCGCCCAUUAAGGGUGAGCGAGAUACUAACGCUGCGAAGGACAGUUCCGGCAAACAACAAACAUCCUGGAGUCGGCAAAGGACGAAUCAAACGGAGAGCAUUGAUUUUGACGAGACAUACCUGGACGAAGAAGAAGGAGAAGAGGAGGAAGAGGAAGAAGAAAUGGAACUGGAAGAAGAGGACGAUGAAAUCGAUGAAAACGUUAGCAUUCUCGAGGAUUACGAUGAUGGGGAAGAGGACACGCAUCCGAACGAGGAAUACCUGGUCGAUGCCUUGUCCAACGUUGGUAGUAUAGUCGAGCAGGAAAACUACGAAGACUUUAUUACAGAGUAUGCUGUAGUGAAGGAAGAACCCCUGCUGGAAAUUAGUAUAAUGAAUCCUAAUGAGGUGAGUUCAGAUAAUGAACAGUGA